ACCAAUCAAGCACAGCAUCCUACCAAGAUAUCUGCUGGCCAUGCGCUCUUGUUGGUUCAUUCUGGCCCCCACGAAUUCAGCUCUAUCGUGCGACGUGUUUGCCAUACGCUAGCAAGCCAGGCGUCUCGCUUAAUAGGCUGUCAGCUAGAUGAAACCACUGCUGCAAGCAGGCGGAGGCAAUACUUAUAA
Messenger RNA from Bipolaris zeicola 26-R-13, 189 nucleotides. RefSeq lists its product as uncharacterized. The record is from RefSeq and is a predicted model, not a curated record. The transcript has a single exon. NCBI's taxonomy places the organism in Eukaryota, Fungi, Ascomycota, Dothideomycetes, Pleosporales, Pleosporaceae. The annotation marks the transcript as partial.